Brugia malayi is the source of this 1119-nucleotide messenger RNA. It is a transcript of the gene Bma-cutl-29, whose product is annotated as cuticlin 1 precursor, putative. Lineage: Eukaryota; Metazoa; Nematoda; Chromadorea; Rhabditida; Onchocercidae. The record is from RefSeq and is a predicted model, not a curated record. Bases 1 to 1119 code for a protein of 372 amino acids. The transcript has 7 exons.
AUGGAUAUUUAUUUAGAAUUUGAUGAGUCAUUUGAUGGUAUCAUUUUUGCUGAUCAUGCUUAUAAUGAUAGCGGUUGCCGUUGGGAAGGUCAACACAGUACCCAAAUAAAUUUUAGUAUUCCUAUUUUUGAAUCAAAUGGAAGUUAUGCUUGUGGAAUUAGAAUGCUACAGGCAACAGGUGAAGUAACCUCAAUGCUAAUUCUUAGCCCAAUGAAGCAUAUUCUAGUAGAUGGUGUGACAAGUUUACAAAUUCGUUGCAUGUAUGUGACAAAUGAUAUUACCGUCACUAUGGCUGGUUUACAAAUUGUUGGAAUGGAAGAACAAACCGGUAUUGUAACCGGAACCGGAAGCGUGCCAGCAUUACAAAUUCAAAUUCUUGAUGGGCACGGAAUUAUUGGUGAUGCUGUUAGGCAUGCUAGAGUUGGACAACCGUUAACACUUGAUAUUGUUCUUGAAAACACAGAAAUUUAUGAUUUUUACGCGCAUUCGUGUAUAGCUCACGAUGGUAGUAAUAAUGCAGAUGCACUGGUGCAAAUUAUUGAUGCAAAUGGAUGUGGAAUAGGAUUAUCACGAGCAAUCGAAUUACCAGUUUAUAUGACAUCUUCUAGUAAUGGUAGUCCGAAACAUGUUUACAUUUACAUGUAUGGUUUUCAGUUUACAUCAACACAAUUUGUUUAUUUCGAAUGUCAAAUAAGGCCAUGUAUACAUUCAUGUAAACGACAGCAAUGUGAAGUAAAUAAAACAGCGUUAAUCGAAACAACAGCAACACCAAUAACAAUAACACGAACAACAACAGCAAUGGCAAUAACAGCAACAACAACAACAACAACAAAUAUAAUAAAAACAACAAAAUCAGCAGCACGAUUUCGUCGUGAAACACAAGUGAAAGUAGUAAAAUUACUUACAAUUUUAGAAAUGAUGCCAUCAGGACAAAUAUACGCUGCUAAAUUCCAUUCAAAUCCGAAAAAAAAGUUACCAGCAAAUUUAGGAACAACUUCUUCACAAUUAUCUCUUCUCAUUGCACUAUUCAUUACGUUAGGUUCAGUGCCAACCAUAGCGAUAAUGGUAUGUUAUGGAAUUAUUAUACAUCGACGACAGCAAACUCUCAACGUUCAAUGA